UGAGCCUGACUCAACUCACAUUGAUAGCGUACAGGCGCUCACGCGUCCACCCAGUCAGUAAGUCAGUAGGAGAAACCGCUUCUCAGAUAAACGGACAGUAACUGAGACAGGAAGACCGGUUUUGCCUUGCAGCUUCGAGGAGAAGGCUUUUCAACCCAGCGGAAGUGUGUUCGUUUUUUUGGUAGUAGACAGGUGUAGUUGGACCACCUGUGUUUCACCAACAAUCAGAGCAGAGGAACAGAGAGAGACCCCGGGAGACUGUUACCACUGCACGUUCUCUACAAGCUUUGGAAACACACCAUACACUCCUCACGGAGACUCUAAACAUGCUGCUGCUGGAAGAGUCUGAGACUUUUGCAGACCAGGCUCACAGCGCUCCUUUCAGCUCCCAGAAUGAGGCGCAGGGGGGGGACCCGGCAGGGUGGCAGUGUACCAUCCCAUCUACCUCACCUCCGGGGGAGUUGCCGUCCCACCCCUCAGCACAGCCACUCUACCCACCGUCCUCAAGGCCCCUGAGUGGAACCAAGAAGAGGUCCCACUCUAACAAACCUGCACGCAUGAGGAGGAACAUCAGGAAGUUAUUGAGGGAGCAUCAGUUGGAGGCAGUUACCAAAGCUGCCCAGCAGGAGGAGCUGGAGAGGCGGCAGAGGCUUGACCAGCUGAGAAAGGAAGGGCACUAUCCAGUACCCCUCCUAUCCAAGACACCAGAAGACCAACCUCAUGGUGUGUCUGGUAGGGUGGCUGAACAGGAUAAUGUGAUCUGUCUGGACACUGGUGACAGAAGCACUAAGCUGAGUGUGGACCACUCCAGCGUUCUAAUCCCAAAAACACGCACCCCUAAAGAAGAUGUGAUUGAACUCAGCUCUGAUGAGGAUGAUGGCAGUGUGUCCACCAAUGAAGAUGAGGCCAGCGGUGCCCAUGUCAAUGAUGCUCUGAACCAACCAGAUGCCUUGGGGCGUGUCUUGGUCAACCUGAACCAUCCAACCGAUGAGACUGACCUAUUCCUGUCCCCUCAGCUGGCCCGGGUCAUCAAACCUCACCAGAUCGGUGGGAUCCGGUUCCUCUACGAUAACCUGGUGGAGUCUCUGGGGCGCUAUAAGAGCAGCAGCGGGUUCGGCUGCAUCCUGGCCCACAGCAUGGGGCUGGGCAAGACCCUGCAGGUCAUCUCCUUCAUAGAUGUCCUGCUCAGACACACAGAGGCCCACAGUGUUCUCGCCAUCGUGCCUGUCAACACUUUACAAAACUGGCUGGCUGAGUUUAACCUCUGGCUUCCGUCCGCCGAUGCGCUACCCCUGGACGUCGACCCAACCCACGUCUUCCCGCGCACCUUCAAGGUCCACAUUUUGAACGAUGAGCACAAAACGACGGCCACAAGAGCAAAAGUGAUCUCUGACUGGUCACGAGACGGCGGCGUGCUCCUGAUGGGCUAUGAGAUGUACCGCCUGUUGACCCUGAAAAAGAGCUUUGUGGCAGGCAGGAAGAAGAAGUCCAAGAAGCCCCAAGGACCGGUUGUCAUUGAUCUGGAUGAAGAGGAUAGGCAACAGGAGCUCCUUAAAGGAAUAGAGAAGGCCCUGUCUUGCCCCGGCCCGGACGUGGUUAUCUGUGAUGAAGGUCACCGCAUUAAGAACUGCCAUGCCAGCACCUCGCAGGCCCUGAAGAAUAUCCGUACCCGGCGAAGAGUAGUCCUCACGGGCUACCCCCUCCAGAACAACCUGACAGAAUACUGGUGCAUGGUGGACUUUGUCCGGCCCGACUUCCUAGGUACCAGGCAGGAGUUCAGUAACAUGUUCGAGAGGCCCAUUCUGAACGGGCAGUGCGUGGACAGCACUCCCCAGGACGUCCGGCUAAUGAGAUACCGGAGCCAUGUCCUCCACAGCCUGCUGGAGGGCUUCGUCCAGAGGCGCGGUCACGACGUACUGAGAGACCAGCUGCCCUCCAAGGAGGAGCAUGUGAUUCUGGUGCGCCUGUCGCCCCUGCAGAGGGCCCUCUACACGGAGUUCAUGAAGCGCUUCAGAGAGGCAGGCAAUAGCGGCUGGCUUAGCCUCAACCCACUCAAGGCCUUCUGCGUCUGCUGCAAGAUCUGGAACCACCCGGACGUACUGCACGAGGCGCUGCAGAAGGAGAAUCUGGCCAAUGAGCAAGACCUGGACCUGGAUGACAUCACCAACGGUCCUGCCCCCAACCAGAAGGGCAAGACCCCGGAGGACCCCAACAGCGUCGGAGGGCUGAGUCUCAACGCUCUACAGGAGAAGGCCAAUCAGGUCAUAACCUAUGAAUGGGCGAAGGAGAUUAUGUCAGAUUACAAGCCAGGGCUCUUGGAGAACUCUGCUAAGAUGGUCCUGCUGUUUCACCUGAUUGAUGAGAGCGUCAGGAAGGGAGACAAGAUCUUGGUCUUCAGCCAGAGUUUGUCCACACUCUCAGUCAUUGAGGAAUUCCUGGGGAAGAGGCCCAUACCAGCGGGCAGUGCCAGAGAUGGCAACAACCAAAACUGGGUCCGCAACCUCAACUACUACAGACUGGAUGGAAGUACAUCUGCCUCAGAGAGGGAGCGACUCAUCAACCAGUUCAAUGACCCGUCCAACACCUCUGCCUUGGUCUUUCUUCUGUCUACCAGGGCUGGCUGUCUAGGAGUGAAUCUGAUCGGAGCUAACCGCGUGGUGGUGUUCGACGCCUCCUGGAACCCCUGUCACGACGCCCAGGCUGUGUGUAGAGUGUACCGCUACGGCCAGAAGAAACCCUGCCACAUCUACCGUCUGGUCUGCGACUUCACCCUGGAGAAGAAGAUCUACGAUCGACAGAUCUCCAAGCAGGGCAUGUCUGAUCGAGUGGUGGAUGAUCUAAACCCUGUGCUGUCCUUCACACGAAGGGAAGUGGAGUCUCUGCUCCAUUUUGUGGAUGAGGAACCUGAUGUGUCACAGGUACAACUAAAGCCCCGACAGGACAUGGAGACGAGCAUCAGACAGGCAUGCCAACUCUACCCGCACCUAGUGACCAAGCAACCAUUCCACCACGAGUCUCUUCUGGUGGACAGGAGGGAGAUGAAACUGACCAAAGCAGAGAAGAAGGCGGCCAGAAAAAGCUACGAGGACGAGAAGCGUGCGUCCGUGCCUUACACACGCCCCUCCUACGCCCACUAUUACCCUGCCAGCGACCAGAGCCUCACCAACAUUCCUGCCUUUAGCCAGCGCAACUGGCGCCCACCACCUCGCCAAGAAGAGAAGCCAGUAGCCAGCGUCCGCCCCGUUCAGUCAACUCCAAUUCCCAUGGUGCCUCGCCAUGCGUCGAACAGCUCCGCACCUGCAGCAGACUCCGAUCUGAGCUCGGGCUUUCCCGUCAAUUACCUGCAGAAGGCAGGUGUCUUGGUCCAGAAGAUAGUUACCACCACAGAUAUCGUGAUUCCUGGAAGCACCAGUUCAACUAAUGUCAAGGCCAGGAUCAGGGCAGGAGAGAGCAUCCAUGUCAUCAGAGGAACCAAAGGGACCUACAUACGGACGUGUGAUGGGAAGAUCUUUGCCAUCCGCGCUGCGUCCAAGCCAAAAGCAGGGGAGGAGAACUCAGCUGUGACACACAAGGACACCCAGGAAGCAUUGGUGGAGCCCUCUGCCAACGGCUGUGCAUCCCGUCCACUCUCGCCCGACAGCCCAGAGAUCUUGAAUGAGCUCCAGAGGUAUGCAGCCGCAGCCGUAAACAAGUCCCAGUCAGAGCAGGGCUCCAAGGCCCCGUCUGUAGGAUCAGAGGGCCUGGCAGAGACCUCCGACGGCAGCAGCUUGAUCAGUCACGCCAUGGCCUGGAAAGGUGUCUCGGCUCAGCCCAGCACAGACGCCACGGUGGCCCUGGAUCUGAGGGGCACCAAGCGCAAGGCUUCCACCCCAUCUGCCAAAGAACGGCCCUUCGACAAGCUGCCAGCUACCGGCAAGCGCACCACGGCGCCGUUGCCCCCCCAGGCCUUCCCCUUCACCAGGGGCUACGGCCUCCCGACCAUGUGCCUCAACCAGACCAUGAUGAGUUCCGUUGGACACGCCCUCUUCAUGGGGUCUGGCUCAGCCUACUUCCAGCCACAGAGCCAGCUGGGUGACCCCCGUGGCAUGUUCCCCAUGACCUCUGACCCAUACAGCAUGGGGGGAGACACCCUAACUAGCUCCUCUAGGUCUCCUUCCACCACCUCAUCGUCUUCUCCGGCUGCCUCUGACUCCACCUCCCUGGCUCCGUUCCUGCUGGGCGCCGGCAUGGCAGGCAUGCUGCCCCCGGGGUUCCACAUGUCCUAUGACCAGUCCGUGGGCAUGUACCCAAGCUCGCUGCUCCCCGGGGGACUGCCUGCCGCCACCCCAGGCCCUGCUGGUUCCAGCUUCCUCUCCCACUUCCCCUCCUCCCCUUCCUCCGGCCUGAUGGGGAAAGGGCCAGGUCGCUUUGAUGCCCACGGCUCAGCAGAGAAUGCCAGUAGCAGCUCCGACAGCAACAAUGACGAUGAAGAUGAUGUCAUCGAGGUGAUGGGACAGUGAGAGCCUCUAGAUCUGUAAUUGUCUUGUAGGGGGCAGUAGAGGGUUGGGACAACCAACCUCCAUCCACCUGCUCUAGCCCUCUACGCCUUCUCUAGUGCAAUGUGCACGCCUUUCAAAAAACAACACUGUUGGGAUUAUACUCAGAAUGUGACUGGGCAACAAAUCAUUAUGCUGAAUAUUUUACUGAAAAAGAUUUACUAAAAAAUACUGAGAACCGGACAGAACUUAGAUGAAAAAUUGGACUUGGGGCUUCCAAAAUGAGUCCUGUACUGGUUUAUACUAGUCACUGAAGUGGUUCCUGGGUCAUACAGUAAUCCUGAUCACCACGGCGUCUGCUUUUUGUUCAGAAAAACUUUUUUGGCAUUUUUCCAAUAAUUGACAAUAGACUAGAGUUAAUUAAUCCAUUUUGAUUGGCAUAGUUGGUAUUAAUUAUCGUAUGGCGCAAAAAAUCAGUUACAUGAUUUUGUUCUUGAUUGUCUACAUUUUUUACUGAACAUUAUUUUAUAUGAUAGCCCUAGUCUGAAAAAAAUUAUUUGCUCUUGAAUUAACUCCCAGGACAGGAGUGCUGUUGUCUUUGUUGAAUAAUUGGAUCAUAAUUCAAUUGUAAUCAGACAAUGUACUAUGAAAUACUAUAAUCAAAGAAACAGGUUCCUAGCUGGGUGAAAAUGUCAAAGUAAUUCCUUAAGUUCAAAGAAUGUAUGCUUAUAUACGCCUUUAUCACAGACCUUAGAGACAGCAUCACACUUGGGAAGAUCUGAUUUUCAGCUUUUAUAAAUCAUCUACUGCAUUUUUCUAAUUGAUUGGCCGCAUACAGGUGACGAUGUGGAAACUGCUCUUGCGAAGAACCAACUGCCCAAAGGGAAGUUGAAUUAAAAUGCCUUGUCUCUGUCUCUCUGAAUGUGACCUAGUGAGAGUAGAGAAUCUGAAGUGACACGACUGGAACCUCACCCAUAGUCUUACUGUAGCUCUGCUAAGCAAUGCAAAUAUGACCAACAACCCCUCUGGUAUUCAGGUCACCUGUCUCCUUCACUGUUUCUGCAUCUUGUUCCCAAAUGUUCAGGGCUAGAAACCUGCUGUCAUAACUCGCUUUGCCUCAUGGAUUGCAUGAACACUUAUUUUCUGUUCCUUUUUCUUAUCUCUGUCAUAUGUGAUUUAAAUUGAAAAACAAUCAGGUUUCAAGAGGUCAUUGUCAAACCAAAAUAAUAUUGAGAGAAAUCUGCAAUAGCUAUGCCAAAAAAAGUACAACUAAAACAUUCUCCAGAAGGGAUCUUUGAAGUAACCAAAUACCAACGUCAACUACUUUUGGUCUAACCUGAGAAUGUAUUUCCCAAAUGAUGUAAUGGUUUUGUUGUGACACACUGUAAAGAUAACAUUAGAUUUGGCUUACAAAACAUAUUUGGUUAAUUUGGUAGUUUUGUAGUACAUAAAGUUUGUAAUAUUUAAAGGUUCUGGUAUUCAACCUAGCGGUACAUUGAUUUACUUUGGUGGGAGUCAAUAACAGAACAUUUCUGACUUGGUUACUGCCCCUGUCAUUAUACACUUAGACAAUUGGAAGGGGGGAAAGUCCAGACCUCCACCAAGUCCCUAGCUUCAUGUCUCUUCACCAAAAGCUUCAAACACCAGCUGUUGUACUUGUUAAGAAACCAUAAUAUCAUCAAACUUGUUUUUACAAACCAUACUUAAGUUGUUACUUUACCAUUUUUUGUAUUAUUAUUAUAUGAUUUUUGAAUUACCAAAUUUAUAUUUAUUUAUGACAUUGCAUAUUUAUUCCAUUGUGUUUUUUAUUUUUGUACUUUCUGUUUUUGUAUGUAAGAAUUUCUAUGUUCAUUUCCUGGAAGACGUAAUGUGUUCCAAGACGUCAGAAAUGUGAUUGAAGACAUCUGACCCAAAUUAUGUCAAUUUCAGGACCAACCAGUUAAGCCGGUCGAACUACUUAUUAGCAGAGAGAAAAUGUAAUCCAAUGCUAUGUUUUGGUUAAUAUCAUUCAUAUGUUCAUUUAAAUCUAUCCUCUUGGCAAAUGGAAAUUACUUCCCUCAGUAUUUAACAUUAAAAAAUUUUUGUAACAACUGCUUAUUUUCAUAGCUUUAUACUUGAAUUUAAGUAUUUAUUUAUAAAUUGACUGUCUUAAUUCCAUUUAUUUUGUCAGGCUGCUGUGUUGAGAAUUUCUAGCAAAGUAAUAGUUAGUGAAUGCAAAUGCAACAAUGGAUUGCUUUAAAUAUUUUUUUGAAGUUUGUAAAUAAAAUAAAAAAUGUUUUAAA
Molecule: messenger RNA, 6757 nt
Organism: Esox lucius (northern pike)
Lineage: Eukaryota; Metazoa; Chordata; Actinopteri; Esociformes; Esocidae
Product: helicase ARIP4
Exons: 19
Coding region: 327-4499 (1390 amino acids)
Cellular component (GO): nucleus
Molecular function (GO): ATP hydrolysis activity; ATP binding; ATP-dependent chromatin remodeler activity
Source: RefSeq, a predicted model, not a curated record